This is a messenger RNA of Betta splendens (Siamese fighting fish), 2802 nucleotides long. Its product is annotated as UDP-glucuronosyltransferase 1A1-like. The transcript is spliced from 9 exons. The record is from RefSeq and is a predicted model, not a curated record. Gene Ontology annotation, molecular function: UDP-glycosyltransferase activity. The coding region runs from base 152 to 1813 and encodes 553 amino acids. Lineage: Eukaryota; Metazoa; Chordata; Actinopteri; Anabantiformes; Osphronemidae.
GAGGAAUUUCAACAAGCCACAGGCAGCGAGGAGCCUGAGGGGAGCUGACCGUUUACACAAGCAUUCAAAGCUCAGACUAGGGGGGCUUCCUUCACUGCAUCUGGACGCAUACUGUACAUUGUGGACACUGAGGUACAGACACAGAGGCACAAUGAGGAGAACAGCAGUGUUUAUGCUCCUGCUGCUAAACAUGGAUCUGCAGGUAAAUGCUGCUGAUAAGACAUCUCCAGCACAAACCUCCAGGGCAGAGGAGAAGGUGAAGACAGAACACGAAGCCAGUGGCACCGAGCCUCCAGUCAACACUGCUUCUCCAGCUUUCCUGGGUAACCUGCUGGUGGUACCGAUGGAUGGGAGCCACUGGGUGGGAAUGAAAGCCAUAGCUGAAGAAAUGGGACGACGUGGACACAAAGUCACAGUGGUCAUACCAGAAAUUAGUGUGCGGAUGGGACCAGGGAAGCACUACGACACUGUGACUUACCCGGUUCCUUAUGACAAGACUUUUAUUGACUCAGUGAUGUCUUCACAUAAGAGUAAAAUGGAGAGGUCUGGACAGCCUUUUAUGGAGAACAUGAAGCGACAAUUCUUACAGAUAAAGGAAAUUAUAAAUUUCAUCCACGUCACUGCAGAGAAUCUGUUGUUUAAUGCCAGUGUCAUCUCACAUCUGGAACAGCAGCACUUUGACGCUGUCUUGACAGAUCCCAUGGUACCUACAGGCUCAAUAAUAGCUCGGAAGCUAGGUCUUCCUACUAUUAAUUUACUGAGGGGCAUUCCAUGUUCCUUGGACAUGAAAGCUGCAGGCUGCCCCUCCCCACCUUCAUAUGUGCCUCGCUUUUUCACCAGAUUCACAGAUAAAAUGAACUUCAAACAGAGACUUGUCAACACAGUGGUGUCUUUGUUGGAGCCGCUGCUGUGUCGACUGAUCUACUGGCACUUUGACACCAUGGCCCAUCAGUUCCUGGGAGAAAACGUCGGCGUAGCUCAAAUACUGUCUGACACUGAUAUCUGGCUGCUGAGGUUUGACUUCACGCUAGAUUUUCCACGUCCUUUGAUGCCUAACUUUGUAAUUGUUGGUGGCAUAAACUGCAAAGUGAGACAUCCUCUGCCUGAGGACCUGGAGUCCUGGGUGUCAGGAGAACACGGAUUUGUGGUGUUCACACUUGGAACCAUGGUGUCAGAUAUGCCAGAGGAGAGAACUUCUGUCUUCCUAGAGGCCUUUAGCCAGAUUCCACAGAAGGUUAUAUGGAGAUACACUGGGCAGCUUCCUGGCAAAGUCCCGGAAAAUGUGAAGAUAAUGAAAUGGGUCCCUCAAAAUGACCUGCUAGCACAUCCUGGAGCUCGGGCCUUCAUCACUCAUGCUGGCUCACAUGGUAUAUUUGAGGGACUGUGUCACGGUGUUCCCAUGGUGAUGUUACCACUUCAAGGAGAUCAACCAGACAAUGCACACAGGUUGGCCAGCAGGGGUGCAGGGGUGGUCCUAGACAUUUAUUCUAUCUCUUCAGACGACCUUCUGUUGGGAUUGGAUGAGGUCAUCAAUACCACCAGGUAUAAAGAGAACAUCCAGAGGCUUUCAAUCCUCCAUAAUGACAGACCAGCUGACCCACUCGACCUUUCAGUUUACUGGACAGAGUUUGUCAUGCGACACAAAGGAGCCAAACAUCUCAAAGCUGCUGUUGCUGACCUCAACUGGUUCCAGUACUUCUGCCUGGAUGUUGUAGUUGUGCUGGUUUCUGUAGUGCUGGUUUCUGUGGUACUGACAGUAAAAUGCUUCAAACUAUGUCUGAGGAGAGUGAGAGGGAAGAGAAAACUAGAUUAAAAUACAGAACACAUGGAUUUGUAAUAGAAAGAAGGUUUGCAUUUUUAAUUACGUACCUGCGACAUCACUCAGCUCAGUUAUAACAUUUCUAGCAUAAUAAGAGUAUUAUAUAUGAUGGCAUAUUAAACUUAACUAACUACUUACUAUUAAUGGAAGGAAAUGUAAGCAUUGUUCAGGGGAGGCGGAGAAAGGCAGCAGUUAGUCUGACAAAGAUAAGGUCUGUGUGACGCUGGUGAGACACACAUUACUUAAACUCCUGGAACUGGAUUGUGACUUGUUCUUGGAGGAAUUUGCCCCUUUCAUGAACAGUAGCUUGGACGGCUCUAAAUGGAGACAAGGCUUUGCUGCUGCUCUGCUGUUAAGGGAACCUUCCCCCAACCUGUUCCGAUCUUAUCGUUGUGAUCCUAAAGCUAAAAUUAAAUGAUAUAAUAUUACAGUUUAAAAGUUAUAUGCUCUUAACAUCACUAAACACAAGAGAAACAAAACAAAAACAAAAGUAAUUAACUUUUUUAGUGCAAUAUCUUUUGUUUUGCAUGUUUUUAAUGUUUAUUCAUUAUUUUAUUACCAGUGUUACCAGCACUACUAGUGUGGCAGUCACUGGGUAACGAUAUAAACACUUCAUACAUGUAACACAUGAAGCCAAUAACUACAGGAGCCUGUAUAUUUGCUUAAAAUAUCAAACUGCAGCUCUUUACCUGUCGCCAUGUAACAUUAACAUUAAUGAAUUAACAUGUCUAGUCUCAAGUAAGCAUCAUGUUUUAGAAAAUUGGUAAAUAAUAUUAAUAAAAAUAUAUUACAAUAAUAAUAAAAUAUUAAUAGAUACAUGUUUGGCUUAGAUGAGCUGGUGGGUGGGUUAUGUGAGUCCUUAGAAGAAAAGUUAUUUUGUAUGGUAAAUUUGUUUUUCUGUCUUUUCCUUUCAGCUGUCAAGCAGCUCUGCCUGUAGUAAAAUAAAGUGGUCGAUUUGAAUCAAGGCCAUAUUCAAACCCUAA